Messenger RNA from Tachysurus fulvidraco (yellow catfish), 3887 nucleotides. Its product is annotated as carbohydrate sulfotransferase 1-like. Gene Ontology annotation, biological process: N-acetylglucosamine metabolic process; keratan sulfate proteoglycan metabolic process; carbohydrate metabolic process. Gene Ontology annotation, cellular component: Golgi membrane. Gene Ontology annotation, molecular function: N-acetylglucosamine 6-O-sulfotransferase activity; keratan sulfotransferase activity. Bases 648 to 1916 code for a protein of 422 amino acids. Lineage: Eukaryota; Metazoa; Chordata; Actinopteri; Siluriformes; Bagridae. The transcript is spliced from 2 exons. The record is from RefSeq and is a predicted model, not a curated record.
GUGUGUGUGUGUGUGCCGCUCAGCGCGUGCGCGCAGGUUUUUUUUUUUUUUACCAGCAACCAACCCACGCACAUUAUCUCAUUCGCACUCAGGCAGAGAUAUCAGUUGUUCUCUCGUCCUCUUUCCUCUUUCCAGCCAAGUGCUAUUAUAUUUCACGGUAUUUAAAGACUUUAAUAUUUCUUGCGCUCUGUGGAUCUAAAUCGCGGGCAUCGCUCCUUCUGUUCCAUCUGAACAUCCCAGACUUUCACUGAUGCUGCUGCUGUUGCAGGCUGCGGUUCGUGACGGCUUGAACACCAGCUCGGAGGUGAGGAGAAGACAAAUCACAUCGGGUUUGUUGUUCAGUCACAGGAUCAGUUGCAUUGGUGUUCGCAUGGAUCUCCAUUAUUGCGCUUUUUAAUCUGAAACUAAACUGUAAGCUCGGAAGCUCAGAACUGCCGAUUGAGCAGCACUGUUCACACGAGUGCCUUUCUGAAAGGAGAACGGUGUGUUGACGUGUUCCUCCUCCUCUGUGGUCACUGGAAGGCAUGAAUGCUCGCUCUGUGUUGCUCCCGGUCAUGUCCCUGUGUGGCAGUAAUGAAACGUUUCCUUCUCUGCACUCCAGACAGGACUAGUUCCCGUCCGCAGAGCCUGGAUGAAGUUUCCCAGCCAUGCAAUGUUCUUGGAAGGCUGUGAUACUGCUAGCCUUGGCCUCCAUUGCAAUCCAGUACACCGCCAUCCGGACCUUCACGUCCAAGUCCUUCCAGCUCUGCCCUGUGCCAAUCCAACAGAACUGCAGUCUGAGCGGCCAGGAAGCGGACAGCCUUUUCGAGCGUGGAUGUGAUGAAUAUACGUACUUUAGUUUCAACACAUCACGCAAGACCCACAUCCUGGUGUUAGCCACGACACGCAGUGGCUCAUCGUUUGUGGGACAGCUGCUGAAUCAGCACUUGGAUAUCUUCUACCUGUUCGAGCCACUUUACCAUGUCCAGACAGCUUUGAUUCCUCGUCUCUCCCACAGCCGGAAUGCGGCAGACAGAAGAGUGAUGCUGGGAGCCAGCCGGGACUUGCUGCGAAGCCUCUAUGGAUGUGACUUGCACUUUCUGGAGAACUACAUCAAACCUCCACCAACCAACCACACAACGGACAAGUUGUUCCGUCGCGGGGCAAGCCGAGCGCUUUGCUCCCAGCCCGUCUGUGACGCUUUCAGUCCUGCUGAGACAAAUGUAGAGGAGGGCGACUGUGUGAAAAAGUGUGCGACUCUUAACAUGACACUUGCUGCCGAAUCUUGCCGAGAUAAGCGGCACGUUGCUAUAAAGAUUGUUCGGGUCCCUGAAAUCGGGGAUUUGCGGGCAUUGGUAGAGGAUCCACGGCUCAACCUGAAGGUUAUUCAGCUGGUCAGAGACCCACGAGGAAUCCUCGCUUCACGUAUCGAGACCUUCCGGGACACGUACCGUCUGUGGAGGAUCUGGAGGGCGACCGGAAGGAAACCCUACAACCUAGAUUUGACUCAGCUGACAGUCGUGUGCGAGGACUUUUUGAACUCUGUUUCAACAGGACUCAGUCACCCAUACUGGCUUAAAGGGAAGUACAUGCUGGUGAGAUACGAGGACUUAGCAAGGAACCCUCUCCAGAAAACCAAGGAUAUCUAUGACUACCUUGGGCUAUCAAUGGACAAAAAUGUAGUAGACUGGAUUCACGCAAACACCAGGGGGAGUAAUGAGCUCUUGACCAAACACAAAUAUGGAACAGUGAGAGAUUCGGCGGCUAACGCUGAGAGCUGGAGGCUCAAACUGUCCUUUGACAUGGUAGACUACACACAGUCUGUGUGCCAAAAGAUAUUACACAGGCUGGGCUAUAAAAGUGUCAAGUCUGCCGAGGAACUGAAAAAUAUGUCCGUCUCGCUUGUGGCCGACAAAGCUUUUGUACCGUUUUUAUAAUAAAGAGAGUUGUGAAUGACUAUUUUUGAUAUAUUUAUAAAUGUUGCCUUAUGGUUGGUGUUAAGGCUAUGGAGUCCAUCAUGACAUGUUAAAUUGCACUAAAGUUACAAUAGCACAAACAUCAAUGCAGAGUGCAAGUCAACUGUUGUAGACAGAUAGCAGUUUUAUUCACUGAACCGUCUAAAGAAAAUGUCUAAAAGUGACAUUGCUUGUCUUUUCAUGCCUGGCUUUUGCUUUAAGUGAAUGUCACCAUAUUUUCCAAGUCACCCUUGUCAUAAUUUUCUCAUCGAUCCUCUGAAAGAAACGGUGAUGCCUCAAUGUGGCAGAGACGACACGCUGUAUGAGAAGGUUUGCACAAUAAAUGAUGAAUGUUGCAGAUCACCUUUAAUAUCAUGGUGCAUUCCUGCUUCUCUUAGGUCUGUAAUGGAGAACAUUGUGCCACAGAGGUGCAAUUGCACGGAUUUGUGUCUCCCGUUAAAUGAAUAGAGUUUAGUGAGCAAGAGAGCGAGUUUCGUGACCGUCGUUUGUGGUUUGUAGUAAGACCGACAUGACAGAAUGUCCUUAAAAGUAAAAACAAAACAAACAAAAAAAAAAGAAGAAAAGAACAAAAAUGUGCAAAUGUUUCAGGAGGAUGUAAGUCAGCAGUGGUGAGGGCAGAGUGCAGCCCAUUGAGAUGCACAGAGCGGGUGCAGGACGCUUUGAUCUGCCUGGCUGUCAUGGCUGGAAUCCCGCAUGUUCUUAUCCCACAGUCACAGGGGUGUUGGAUGCAUGCCUGAGCUACACCAUUUCUCUUUCUGAAGGUGUCAGUGCUCUGAUUAACAUGCCAUCUAGCUGUGUUUAUAUUCUUUCAUGAGAAUAUUUUCAGCAUAGCUGCUGUACUAAUUAACGACAGUAUUUUAAUAGCAGUAUUAGACGCCUGGUGUAAACCUGGGUGAUGAAUGCCUUCCUUUACCUUUGAGGAAAAAUACAUAAAAAAAAAUGACAUCCGUGUUGUCUUAUUUGUCUUUUCUUACAGGAUCCUUUUUGACUUUUGUUCAACCAUGAACAUCAGCACCAUAACUAACGCUCAUAAUUAUAAAUAUACCAAAUAGUAUGACAUAGAAACCGAGGCUGGUUUCUUUCUAGCUCAGCUGUGUUGAUCGAUUGCUUUCAUGUGUUAAUUCUUUGCUGACCACAUCACCAUCAUCAUCAUCAUCAUCAUCAUCAUCAUCAUCAGUGACUGAGAAGACCACAUGAAAUACAAUAGUGCAUGUAAUAAAUUCCAGUUCAAAUAUGAACAGUUUGGAUUCAUUUAUUGAUUUCUGAAGGAGAAACUAGAACUGAUAGACGGAUCGUACACACGACCUAAAGGGACAAACGACAGAACAGUAUGUUUUGUCUUGUAUACCGUAACCGAACCUUAAUGUUCAGACUUGAAAAUGAAUGUCUAAAUAUGAAUGUGAUUUUUUUUAUUAUUUUUUAUUUAAAUUCCUAUAAAAAAGACUUUUUUUAGCUCUUUAAUUCCUGACCAGCUGUCACUGAAUAUUAUUCUCUACUGCACUGUAUUGUUGUAUGGCAACCUGUCUAGGUCUCCAAUACUGUCUAUAAAACAUUAAUUGCUAAUAUGAAUGUAGACCUGCAGGGCUUUAAGAAUUUGUCAUGCUUCAGAAGUAUUUCUGUUUUUUUUCCCUCUAUCUUACUAGGAGCGAUAUAUUCAUAGAAAUAUAGAAAUAGAAAGUUAGAAGUUAGUUUUUUUCUACAUAUUCAAAGGAAACAAUGAUAACAAACCCAUUCCUGGUCUCUGAAAUGAACUGAUUGUCCAUGAGCAGCUAAAUCUAAGGUUAUGAACAGAGGGAAAAACACAUCUGUCCCUGAAAGCCAACAGAGUCCUGAGUCCCCAGAGUCCCCAUUUUAGAUCAGACACACAGACUGAAAACCAUCCGUUUGUUUAUACUGACAUGAUGAAAAUGUCCCAUGAGUCUAUUUCCAUUC